Gongylonema pulchrum is the source of this 405-nucleotide messenger RNA. Lineage: Eukaryota; Metazoa; Nematoda; Chromadorea; Rhabditida; Gongylonematidae. The record is from the annotation of a GenBank genome assembly.
UACAUCGGCAAAAUAGGCGUCGUAAAGGGAGCAACGAAAGACUCUAUACAAGUGACAUUUUUCAUUUGGGGAGCGACCGAAACGCUUGCAAAAGAAGGCAAAAGUCCAGUCGAAGCAUGUCGAAACACUGUUGUUGAAGCAACUUACACCUGGCAUCCAAAGUCCGUCGUACUUGCGAAGGAAAUCUAUUUACUAGAUGGAGACCGAGCAAUAAUGAUCAGGGAUAAGGAUUUGAGCAAAGUAUCGAUGGUAUCUAUCCGUACACAAGUGGAUGAGGGAACGUUUAUCUUACGUCUACCACGUGCCGAACCAAUCAAUUGGAAGCAGUCGGACAAUCCGAACGAUGUCAUUUUGCCCAUUUAUUCUGGUUGGCAUUUACAGCAACGUUUUUAUAUUUGUGCCUAA